UGUUUAACUGUAAAAGUUGGGUCUCUACUCGAAGUGCUUUUACUUGUGGACCAGUGCUGUCAAAAUUGUUGUUAUCAAGAAGGGAAUUUUGGCCGUUGGGUCAUCGCAGGGAUUAAUAAGUGGCAAUUGGAAUACUGUUGCUAUCCAAAUUUGGUCUUCUGGGUCUUUCUUGGAUUCAUCAUGGUAGUCACUUUCAUGGUAUAUUAGUCGUAAUUACCAUGGAAUUGGAAUCACCGUCAGUAAUUAAAGUUGUCUAUUUUUGCUUUUAUGACUUUCAGAUAUUUCUCAUGUUCUAACUAAACUAGGGUCCCUCUUUUCUUCAUCACUAUGGUCAGCAAUCCACAAGUGUACAAUUCUUGAUUUGGCGAAGGAAACCACCAUUUGCAUCCAUCAGCAUCUCUCUGCUUUUCAGUUUGUUUGGCUAUUUUUGGACUCCCUUUGUUUCUGUUCUCAUUGGGCUCAUUGGCCUGCUAUAUCUGGCUUCUGAUACUCAAAUUGGUGUAUUGUAUAUCUUGCUGAGGCAAUAAUUCAGAUCCCAAUUUCCGCAAAGCUCUAAUUGUUCAAGCUUUUUUGGGGAACUGUUGAGAACUUGUUCAGAUUCAGUUGUAUAAGCUCAAUAUCAAAAACUAACAAGGGUAGAUGACAAUAGAUGAGUCAAGUAGCUCCAUAUGGAGUAGAGAGCAGGAUAAAGCAUUUGAGAAUGCCUUGGCAACUUAUCCUGAGGAUUCUCCGGAUAGGUGGGAGAAAAUUGCGUCUGAUGUUCCUGGGAAAACCUUAAAAGAGGUUAAGCAUCACUACGACCUCUUACUAGAUGAUGUUAGCAGGAUCGAGUCUGGCUGUGUUCCUUUACCUUGUUAUAACUCUUCUUCGGACAGUUCUACAAGCCAUGGUGCUGAUGAAGGAAUAGGAAAGAAGAGUGGGAAUUCAAAUGGUGAAUCAAAUCAUGGAGGUAAGUCUACGAGGGCGGAUCAGGAGCGUCGCAAAGGCAUUGCAUGGACAGAGGAUGAACAUAGAUUGUUCCUUCUUGGUUUGGACAAAUACGGGAAAGGUGAUUGGCGAAGUAUUUCACGAAAUUUUGUUGUGACACGUACUCCUACACAAGUGGCCAGUCAUGCUCAAAAAUACUUCAUACGUUUAAAUUCUAUGAAUAGGGACAGGAGACGGUCAAGCAUACAUGACAUUACCAGUGUUAACACUGGAGAAGUUUCAGUGCCUCAAGGUCCGAUUACUGGCCAAUCAAAUGGUUCUGCUGCAGGAAGUUCUAGCAAACAGAGCAAACAACCAACACCUGCAUUAGCUGCUCCUCCUGGCGUUGGUAUAUAUGGAGCAACUAGCAUUGGACAACCAAUAGGAGGACCCUUUGUUUCUGCAGUUGGCACGCCAGUGAAUCUUCCACCAUCAACACAUAUGGCAUAUGGUGUCCGGCCUCCACUUCCUGGGGCAGUUGUUCCUGGUGCUCCAAUGAACAUGGGUCCAAUGACGUAUCCAAUGCCACAUACAAUGCAUAGGUAAUACAAGUGUUUAGUUAUGAAAUUGUACAAAGUAAGACGGUAGAGGCUUGUGCUUUCUCAGGCUUAAUGCAAUCUUCUCACUUAGCAGUAAUAAUAUUUUGUUAUGUCACAGAAAUUUGACUUUCAUUGUCAAUUUAUCUUAUAGAAGAACAAUAAAGCAUUAGGCAAGACUCCAUGCAUCUAUGUCUGUGAUUUAGGCUACCUAGAUAUAGGUUAGUGAUCUUUUUUCUUUUAGUUAUGUAGGCAUCUUCUCAUGAAGAGGUAACUGAAAGUAAGGUUGAGCUCUUUUAUGGGGAAACUUUUAGUGAACUGUUGAUAUGUCAUUGUUGGGAAGUCCCAUUUCAUGUUA
Nicotiana tabacum (common tobacco) is the source of this 1860-nucleotide messenger RNA. Its product is annotated as transcription factor SRM1. The record is from RefSeq and is a predicted model, not a curated record. Gene Ontology annotation, molecular function: DNA binding. Lineage: Eukaryota; Viridiplantae; Streptophyta; Magnoliopsida; Solanales; Solanaceae.